This is a messenger RNA of Scylla paramamosain (green mud crab), 324 nucleotides long. RefSeq lists its product as uncharacterized. Bases 1 to 324 code for a protein of 107 amino acids. The transcript has a single exon. Lineage: Eukaryota; Metazoa; Arthropoda; Malacostraca; Decapoda; Portunidae. The record is from RefSeq and is a predicted model, not a curated record.
AUGGGGAAUAUGUUAGAUCGAUUGGAGAGAUACCCAUCGGUCUUCAACAUUUAUUGUCAAACUGUUCUUGUCAAACAUGAUGUUGAUAUGGGAGAUGCUGCACCCGUAAAAUUACCUCUCUAUCGUGUGAAUCCUCAUAAACAGCAGCUACUAGAGGAGGAGUUGAGGUAUAUGCUGGACUACGGCAUUAUCAAGCGUACCUACAGUGAGUGGAGCUCGCCUGUUACAGAGUCUAGCCUAAUAAGCCUCAUGGUCAGGCUCUGCAUAGACUUCAGGAAGGUGGAUUCUUUUUCUAAAAUAGAAAUUUACCCCUCCCUUGUGUAG